This is a messenger RNA of Xiphophorus maculatus (southern platyfish), 16189 nucleotides long. It is a transcript of the gene ryr2b, whose product is annotated as ryanodine receptor 2-like. Gene Ontology annotation, cellular component: smooth endoplasmic reticulum; Z disc; calcium channel complex. Gene Ontology annotation, molecular function: calcium ion binding; protein binding; ryanodine-sensitive calcium-release channel activity. Gene Ontology annotation, biological process: intracellular calcium ion homeostasis; calcium ion transmembrane transport. The record is from RefSeq and is a predicted model, not a curated record. Bases 1 to 14832 code for a protein of 4943 amino acids. The transcript is spliced from 104 exons. Lineage: Eukaryota; Metazoa; Chordata; Actinopteri; Cyprinodontiformes; Poeciliidae.
AUGACCGCCACAAGAGAGGGUGAAGAUGAGGGGCAGUUUUUACGAACGGGAGAUGAGGUGGUUUUGCAGAGCACCUUUACCUCCCAUAACGAACAUUUGAAGCUCUGUCUUGCUGCUGAAGGAUUUGGCAGCAGGCUUUGCAGGCUUGAGCCCACUUCAAACUGCAAGAAUGUUCCUCCAGACUUGUCUGUGUGUGGCUUCAUCCUGGCUCAGUGUCUCUCUGUUCGAGCCCUGCAGGAGACGCUGGCCCACAGCGAACAACUGGCAGCAGAGGCAAAAGCUGGAGUUGCCCAUCGCACUCUGCUGUAUGGCCAGGCAGUGAUGUUCACACACUCCUUCAGUGGCAUGUAUCUUAGUUGCUUGUCUUCGUCUCAGACUUCACCUGACAAGUUGGCGUUUGACGUGGGUCUGCAAGAGGAUAAAGCAGGAGAGGCAUGUUGGUGGACUGUCCAUCCGGCUUCCAGGCAGAGGUCAGAGGGUGAGAAGGUGCGUGUCGGAGAUGACCUCAUACUGGUCAGUGUCUCCUCUGAGAGAUAUCUGCAUCUGUCCUUUGGCACUGUAUCUGACAACAAAAGCCUGAGCGACAGUCUGAUUGUCAGUGCCUCCUUCCAGCAGACUCUUUGGAGUGUUGCUCCCAUCUGCUCUGGAGGUGCCAUUGCUCAAGGCUAUCUAAAGGGGGGAGAAACAUUGCGUCUGCUCCACAGCCAUAGUGAUGCUUGUCUGACUAUUCCUUGUUCAAAGCAGGGAGAGGAGCUUCAAAGAGUGAUGCAUUAUGAGAUUGGAUCAGUGUCUGGUCAUGGACGGUCCCUCUGGAGGCUGGAAAUUCUGCGUGUUGCGUGGAGUGGGAGGCACACAUGUUGGGGCGAGCCUUUUCGCCUGUGCCACGUAACAACGGGGAAGUACCUGGGUCUGAUGGAGGAAAAAGGAUUGCACCUAGUAGAUCGGGACAAGGCCGACAUCAAGACAACCUCCUUCUGCUUCCGAUCAUCAAAGGACAAACUCGAUGCUGGCAAAAACACAAAUACUGAUUGCAUGGGAAUCCCAGAAAUCAAAUAUGGAGACUCGAUGUGUUACCUUCAGCAUCUGUACUCAGGACUGUGGCUAACCUAUCAAGCUACAGAUGUCAAAUGCCGCCUGGGUGGAAAUCUGCGCAAGGCCAUUUUGCACAGCGAGGGUCACAUGGAUGAUGGACUGACGUUAUCUCGCUCUCAGAGAGAAGAAUCUCACACUGCCGGACUCAUCCGGAACACUGUCUCUUUGUUUACUCACUUUAUAAGGAAACUUGACGGUUUUAGUCAUGAAGGAAGCCUCUCCUCAUUCUGUCUGCCAAUGGAGACAGUAACCUGCAGCCUCCAGGAUCUCAUCAAGUACUUCCAGUCUCCACUUGAUGAGCAAAGCCAUGAAGAUAAACAGAAAAAGAUGGCUGCUCUUAGGAAGCGCCAGAAUAUGUUUAAAGAAGAGGGUGUAAUAGAUCUGGUCUUAGAUUGCAUUGAUCAUCUGCACCACUACAGUAGUGAUUCUUAUAUAACCGAUGCUACUCAGUGGGAGGCCAUCGUCUACUUGUUCUACGAGUUACUUGCUGCUUUGAUCCGUGGGAACCGUGUAAACUGUGCUCAUUUCUCAAGCUCUGUGGACUGGCUCAUAGGCAGACUGGACCAUCUAGAAGCAUCUUCUGGAGUCUUGGAAGUUCUGCACUGUGUUCUUGUAGAGAGUCCUGAGGCAAUUAAUGUCAUAAAAGAUGGACACAUUCAAUCUAUUAUCUCGUUUCUGGAAAAGCAUGGACACAACAACAAGGUGCUGGAGGUUCUGUGCUCACUGUGUGUGUGCCAUGGUGUGGCAGUGCGCUCCAAUCAGAACCUCAUCUGUGACAGCUUGCUGCCAGACAGAGAUUUGCUACUUCAGACGCGACUGACUAAUCAGGUCACCAGCAUGAGAGCAAACAUCUUCCUGGCGAUGGGAGAGGCCUCGGCUCAGCAUCGGAGGUGGUACUACGAGUUGGUCGUUGAUCACACUGACCCGUUCCUCACAGCUGAACCGACACACCUGCGUGUUGGCUGGGCCUUCACCGAAGGCUACCUGCCCAUGCCCACAGGAGGAGAGGGCUGGGGGGGCAAUGGAGUUGGAGAUGACCUCUAUUCGUUUGGCUUUGAUGGGCUACACCUGUGGUCAGGUUGUGUGGGCCGUAAAGUCAGCUCCCCCUUCUCUCAUCUGCUGAAAGAUAAUGAUGUGGUUAGCUGCUGUCUCGACCUCACGGUUCCAUGCAUCUCCUUCCGGGUCAACGGUCUGCCGGUGCAAGGCAUGCUGGAGAACUUCAAUGCUAAUGGACUUCUGUAUCCUGUGGUCAGCUUCUCAGCUGGAGUCAGGGUUCAUUUUCUGUUUGGCGGGGGACAUGGAGAGUUUCGCUUCCUGCCCCCACCAGGCUAUGCUUCAUGCUCUGAGGCUUUGCUCCCCAAAGUCAAACUGAGGGUAGAGCCAUGUCAGAAAUAUAUCUCGGACUGUGAAGAGGGAAAAAAAGAGCUCAUUGGCCCCUUGGUGCCAGUCACUCCAGUUACCUUCACCCCCACUCCAGUAGACAUCAGCAAGGUUGUGUUACCUCCACAACUUGAAGACAUCCGAGAAAAAAUGGCAGAAAAUUUUCAUGAACUCUGGGUAAAGGACAGAAUUGACCUCGGCUGGACAAAUGGACCAGUGAAAGAUGAAGGUAAACGACAUGACCCUUGUCUCAUGGAGUUCUCCAAGCUUCCAGAGCAGGAGAGAAACCAGAACCUUCAAAUGGCUGAGGACAUACUUAAGACGGUGCUUGCCCUUGGUUUCCACAUUGGUUUGGCAGAUGACCACGCUGAGGAACGCAUCAAAUACAUGCGACUACACACAAAGUAUGAGUUGCCGUGCGGCUACAGGCCUGCACCAAUAGAUUUAAGACAAAUUACUCUCAGUUCAGCUGACAAGGAUGUGGUUACCCUGUUGGCAGAGAACCAUCAUAAUAUCUGGGCCAGAGAGCGCAUCAAACAGGGAUGGACCUAUGGACCUGAGCAGGAUGUAAAGGGGAAACGGAGUCCUCAUCUCGUGCCUUACAGCCUUGUUGAUGAAAGGAUGAGGAAAGCAGGCAUGGAGAGAGGGGCCGUCUGUCUCCUGCUGGCAUUUGGCUACAGCCUGGAGUCCCUAAGCCAGGAACAGACUCCUUUAUCAAAGCCAUGCCUCUUUUCUGUGGAGAAGAGCAGAGUGUUCAGACCAGAUAAAUCCUACGCGGUGACCAUGGGGAAGUGGUAUUUUGAAUUUGAAGUUCUGACAGCCGGGAACAUGAGAGUGGGCUGGGCCCGACCGGGCUGUACUCCAGAUAAAGAGCUCGGCUCAGAUGACCAGGCUUAUGUCUUUGAUGGGUUUGAGGCUCAGUGGUGCCAUCAGGGUGGUGAGCCCCUGGGACGGCGCUGGCUCAGAGGCGAUGUGGUGGGUUGCUUGGUGGACGUGUUCGAAGGCACCAUGAUGGUCACGCUCAAUGGAGAGCUGCUGUUUAAUGACAGAGGAUCAGAGCUGGCUGCCAAGUAUUUGGAUAUCAGAGAUGGCCUGUUGCCUGUGGUCAGUGUUGGGGUUAACCAGGUGGGGAGGAUGAAUCUGGGCCGCCAGGUGGAGUCUCUGCAGUACUUUAAUGUGUGUGGGCAACAAGAGGGUUAUAAACCCUUUGCUUUUAAUAUGACCAGAGACCCAUCUCUGUGGAUGAGUUGGAAACUGCCCCAGUUUACUUCAGUUCUGCCUGAUGAUCACAGCUUACAGGUUACUCGACUUAGGGGCUCAAUGGAUUCCUUAUCCAGCCUGAGGGUCUCUCAGCGGGUGUUGGUGCAACAUGGUGGAGGAAGUGAGAUGGGCUUUUAUCGGCUCAGCAUGCCCAUCCAAUGUGCUGCCACACUCAGAAGCCCUGCAGAGGGGGGGCUUCAAGUCCCCUCCAGCUCUCUAACUCCAAGUUCAGUGAGGAAGGAGCUGGAGGACACAGACUCUGACUUUGAAGUUCUGAUGAAGUCAGCACGCAGCUUUGCCGGCUCAAGAGAUGAGCUCGACCACAAGGAUCACAGUCAUGACAAAACAUCUAAACUGAAACAGCGGUUCAUGAUGAAAAGGAGUAAACCAGGCUUAGUCAGCAGCAACUCCUCUGCACGGCUUCUAGAAGACGUUAUUGUUGAAAAGGAUAACUACGAUCACCUUAUCCAGAGCUCCAGAUAUUAUUAUGCAGUGAGGAUUCUUCCUGGCCAGGAGCCGUUCAAUGUGUGGAUAGGCUGGGUGACCUCUGACUUUCAUCAGCAUGGCUCAACGUUUGACACUGACAACGUUGGGACAGUAACUGUCACCCUGGGCGACGACGGUGGCAAAGUUCAAGAAAGUGUGAAGCGAAGCAACAGUUUCAUGGUUUGUGCUGGAGAAGCUACGGGCUUGUCUCAGAGUCGUCGGAGUGCGGGGUUGGAAAUUGGCUGCCUGAUUGACACAGCGACCGGACUGCUCACUUUCACUUCUAAUGGCAUUGAGAUGUCGACUUUCUUCCAACUGGAGGCUGGUACCAAGCUGUUUCCGGCUGUUUUUGUCAAGCCCACCACCAGCAACAUGUUCCAGUUCGAACUGGAAAGCAUCAAGAAUGCCAUGCCUUUGUCAUCAGCUUUGCUUCGCAGUCAGAGAAGGAAUCCGUGUCCUCUGUGCCCUCCAAGGUUUCAGGUUCAGUAUCUGAAACCAGUUACGUGGACAAGGGUACCAGACAGUGGAUUAAAGGUGUUUGUUGAUUGGCCUGAUGAACACCAUGGCUGGAGAGUCCAAUGCUUUGACCCCCAACAAGUGAUGACCCUUCAGAUUCCUGAUGAAAACAAAUGUGUUGACAUUUUGGAGCUGUCUGAGCUCGACGACCUCCUCGCUUUUCAUCAAAAUAUCCUCCUGCUCUACUGCUCGCUCUGUGCCCUGGGUAACACCAGAGUUUGCCACGCUCUCUGCAGUCACGUUGACCAGUCGCAGAUCCUUUAUGCUAUUCAGAAUCCUCACCUCCCGGGGCCGCUCCGCUUGGCAUAUUAUCAGCUGUUUAUUCAGGUUUAUCUAAGCAGUCACACCACAGCGUGCCUCACGAUGAACCAUGAAUACAUCAUCCCAAUGACGGACCAGGCCAGAGAAGCCUCAUUUUAUCUUAGCCGUGUCAAUGGCGUUUCAGAUGGAGGGAAUGGUCAAACACCAGAGGGCACUUGUAGAAGCACAUGCCUUAAACCACAGAUGCGUUUUUCAUCUCCUUGUUUUGUCAGGGGUGAUGGGACGGAAGCAGAAGGUGCAGUUGAAAUAGCCUGCCCAGACAGCCCGGAAAUCCCUCUGGACACACUGAGGAAUUUGACAGCGGACAUGCUGACUGCCGGGGUUGUGGCUGUUGGUCAAGGAAUGAGGGAUCCUGCGGGAGGCAGUGUUGAACUGUUGCUCGUACCCAUUUUAAGAUUGCUGUACAACCUUCUGGUCAUGGGGGUGUUUGAGGAUGAAGACCUUGUGAGGGUGCUCAGGCUAAUUGAACCAAAUGUCUUCUCCAAAAAUGUCAAAACCGUUGAGGAAGCCAAGGAUGGAAAACAAAGAGGAAAAAGCAUCAACAAAAAAGAAGAUGAUGCCAUUAAACAAGGACUUCUUCAAAUGGAGCUUCCAGAGCCUGUCCAGCUAGAGCUCUGUCAUCUGCUGUCCUACCUCUGUGACUGCCAGGUGCGACACAGGGUUGAAGCAGUGACUGCAUUCUCUGGUAACUUUGUGCGUCAGCUGCAGGAGAACCAGCGAUUUCGCUACACUCAGGUCAUGCAGGCACUCAACAUGUCUGCAGCACUGACCGCUCGCAAAACCAAGGAGUUCCGACUUCCUCCGCAAGAGCAGAUCAAUUUGCUGCUGAGCUUCAGAGAAGAUGAGCAACAGGAGAACUGUCCAUGUCCGGUCGAACUCCAACAGCUCCUGCGCGACUUUCAUCACCUCCUCAACACACACUGUGGCACUGAAACGGUCCCAGACUCUGAGGAGGAAGAUGAUACCAAGAUGUCUUUGAAAGAUUGGUUAUUCAGUCGAGCAGCAAAAGCAGUUGGACUUAAAAAGAAACCCACUGAAGUGGAGAAAUAUAAAUCACCCAGUCUCAAGUCCCUCAGAAGGCUGAUUUCUGAGAUGAUGGUGUGCUGGGCUCAGGAGAGAGAGAUAGAAGACCCUGGGCUGGUCAGGGCUAUCUUCACCUUGCUAUACCGCCAGUAUCAGGGCCUCGAGGGCCAAAUGGAAGGGUCACUCUCAAAGGCAUAUGCUAUCAGCCAGUCUUCCGUGGAGGACACCAUGGCACUCCUGUCCUCUCUGGGCCAAAUUCGUUCUCUCCUGAGUGUCCGCAUGGGGAAAGAAGAAGAGAAGCUGAUGAACAGAAGACUAGGAGAUAUUAUGAAUAAUAAAGUUUUCUACCAACAUCCCAAUUUAAUGAGAGCUUUGCGCAUGCAUGAGACAGUGAUGGAGGUGAUGGUCAAUGUUCUGGGAGAAGGGGAGUCUAAGGAGAUUACCUUUCCCAAGAUGGUAGCCAGUUGCUGUCGAUUCCUCUGUUACUUUUGUCGGAUCAGUCGUCACAAUCAGGGAGCGCUGUUUGACCGCCUCACAUACUUACUGGAAAACAGCAGAGUUGGGCUGGCUUCGCCGUCCAAGCGUGGCUCCACUCCUCUUGAUGUGGCAGCAGCCUCUGUUAUGGAUAAUAACGAGCUGGCCUUAUCACUAAAGGAAUCUGACCUAGAGAAGGUUGUUCAGUACCUUGCUCUAUGUGGUCUCCAGAGCUGUUCGCUGCUACUGGCAAAAGGCUACACUGAUAUUGGAUGGAACCCCGUGGAGGGAGAACGCUAUGUGGAUUUUCUACGGUUUGCUGUGUUCUGCAAUGGCGAGAGUGUAGAGGAGAAUGCAUAUGUGGUUUUGGGGUUGCUGAUCCGUCGGCCAGAGUGCUUUGGCCCUGCGCUGAGAGGAGACGGUGGAGACGGGCUGCUAGCCGCCAUGAAGGAAGCCAUCAGCAUCUCUCAGGACCCAUCUAUGGACGGACCUUUCCCCAGUCAGCACCCCAGCAGAACGGAUGCAGCCCAUAGCAAUGAGGAUGACCUUAUUCACAUGGGGCACGCCAUCAUGACCUUCUACUCGGCUCUUAUUGACUUACUGGGACGCUGUGCUCCAGAGAUGCAUUUAAUUCAGGGCAGCAAAGGAGAAGCCAUUCGCAUCAGGGCCAUCCUGAGAUCUCUCAUCCCAGUACAGGAUCUUGAAGGAGUCAUCAGCAUCUGCUUUCAACUCCCAUCCGUGUCAGAAGAUGGUGUGUUGGUCGAGCCUGACCUGUCCACAGUUUUCUGUCCUGACCACAAGGCAGCCAUGGUUUUAUUCCUGGAUCGCGUUUAUGGUGUGGAGAGUCAAAGUUUUCUUCUGCACCUUCUGGAAGUAGGCUUUCUGCCUGAUCUUCACGCAGCUGUUUCUCUUGACACCACUGACCUGGGAUCUACUGACAUGGCACUUGCCCUCAAUAGAUACUUGUGCACAGCUGUCCUUCCCCUGCUCACCAAAUGUUCAGCCCUCUUUCACGAUUUAGAGGAUCAUGCCUUGGUGGUAGAUUCUGUCAUCCAGGCAAUCUACCGGCUCUCAAGGGCUCUAAGCUUGACCAGGGCUCAGAGAGACACCACAGAGGAUUGUUUGCUGGCUUUGUGCAGGAAACUCCAGCCAUCUAUGAUGCAGCCUCUCCUUCAAAGGCUUGUGUUUGAUGUUCUCCAUCUCUCAGAUCACAGCAAAUUGCCCCUGAAAAUGUUGACCAGUCAUUAUGAGCAGAUGUGGAAGUAUUACUCCUACACUGGAAGUCAGGAUAAACAAAAGUUAGCCUCUGAAGGGGAGCUCCAGCUGUCUAGGAAGUUAUUCUGGGGUGUGUUUAAGGCCUUGACAAAAAAGUCCUUCAUUCCUCAGCUGCUUAGUUUGUGCGUUCAGUGUCUUGUUGCAGUUGCCAAAGCCUUGCCUCCUGACUAUGUGGAGCCUGGCUGUUUGUCUCAAGUGGACAGAAUAACCUCGGUGGACACAGAUGGAUAUUUUGAGCCGCAACCUGUAGAUACAUCAAAUGUCUCUGUGCCGGAGAGACUGGACUUUGUAGUUAACAAGUAUGCAGAGCACACUCAUGAGAAGUGGUCUCUAGAAAAGUUUGCCAGUGGCUGGGUACAUGGUGAUCAGCUGUGUGAAAACACCCAGGUCCACCCUCUCCUGAAGCCAUACAGGGCUCUGGCUGAGAAGGAGAAGGAUUCAUAUCGCUGGGCCAUCAAAGAGACAAUAAAGAGCAUGUUGGCCUUUGGAUGGACCAUAGAACGUACCAAAGAAGGAGAUGCAUUUGGCAUUCAUGCCUGUGCUCGCAGGGUUUCUCAGGCCGGUCAGCUCUCAUUUGAAGGAGCAUCCACAUUCAGCCCUAAACCUUUGGACAUGAGCAGCAUCACCUUAUCAUGGGAACAGUGUGCAAUGGCCGAACAGUUGGCUGAAAACUAUCAUAAUGCCUGGGCCAAGACUAAGAAGUUGGAACUUGAGAGCAGAGGAGGAGGUCAUUCGAUGCUGGUUCCAUACGAUGCUCUGACUGCCAAGGAGAAGACCAAGUUCAGAGAAAAAGCUCAGGAGAUACUGAAGUUUCUUUUGCUCCAUGGCUACACUGUGUGGAGGGAUCGAAAAUCCGUGGAAAUUGACUUCCCUGCCACUGCAAACUGCUUUGGACAUAUUUUUCUCCAACGGAUGCUGUAUUACACUGAGGAGACUCAGGAGGACAUGCUAAAGCUCGAAGUGAUUCAAGCCAGAGGACAGAUGCCUAAAGGAGAAAGGGCUCAAAAUCAGCAGCCAAUUAUUUUUUUUCAGAAGGUUGUUCUUCCACUAUUGGAACAGUAUGUAAAAAGCCAUCGUCUGUAUUUUUUGUCCUCUUCUCUGAACUCAAGUGAAAACAGAAGUCAUGCCUCCAAAAGGGAAAAGGAGAUGGUUCUGUGUCUCUUCUGUAAGCUUGCUGCUUUGGUAAGACACAGAAUCUCACUAAUUGGAGAUGAAGCGUCUGCUGUUACAAGCUGCCUCAGCAUUCUGGCUCAGGCGCUUGAUGCAAGAAUAUUGACAGCAGCAGCUUCAGAGUCCAUACAGACGUCUCUGCAUUCAUUUUUUGAAGCAGCAGCAGCAGAUUUGGAGAUGACUGUGGGGAAAAUAUCGGAGACCUUGCCUCACAGCAGAGGUCAGCUGUCUAAAGGAGUUGUCAACACCCUUAACUACACAACGUCCAUCUUAAUGCCAACACUUACCUCCCUCUUCCAUCAUCUUGCCAAUGAAAACUACGGAGUGGAUGUUCUGGUCGGUGGUAUCCAGGUGUCAUGUUACAAGAUUUUAAACAGCCUCUACUCUCUGGGGACCAGUAAAAGCUUCUACAUGGAGGGGCAGCGGUCAGCAGCAGGCGCAUGUGUAGCAGCUCUGACCGGAGCUUUUCCUGUAUGCUUCCUGGAGCCAACUCUAGACCACAACAAUCCACAUUCUAUCUACAAUGUCAUGAGUCCCACUGAGAUUAAAGAUCAGGGACUGCCGGACCGGAUGGAGGACACGUGUUGCCCUCUUCCUUCACUGGGAGAGGCGCUGGAGAAAGUGGAGGAGCUGACUUGUGCUGGUUCUGUAGCUCAUCAGAUGCAGUACAUCCAUGUGGCAGAGGUCACUUUGCCCAUGUUGUGCAGCUAUAUUUCACACUGGUGUCGCUGGGGCCCUGAGGGCCACCCAGAGGGCCCAGUCCUCAGCUCUGUUGUUCCUCAGCAUGCGAGCGACUUGAUUGGCCACAUCCUUCGUAUCAUCCACAACCAUGUGGGCGCUAGCCAGGGUGACUGGAUGAAACAGCUUGCAGUUUUUUCGCAGCCGAUCAUAUGCAAAGCCGACAGCGAGCUGCUGAGAAGUCACUUUCUCCCCCUGAUGGAGAAGCUGAGGAAGCGGGCAGAGUGUGUCCAAUUAGAAGAGGAAGUGAUGAAAGCGGAAGAGUGCUGUAGUUCUGAAGCAGAGCUGCAGAUACAGGAGAAGUACAGAGUUCUGGUCCAGGAUCUCUAUUCCUUUUACCCUCUUCUCAUCCAGUUUGUGGAUUUUAAUCGAGCCAGAUGGCUGAAAGAGACGAUCCCCGAGGCUGAGCAGCUGUUCAGCAUGGUGGCAGAGGUCUUUGUAUUCUGGGCCAAAUCUCAUCAUUUCAAAUGGGAAGAGCAGAGUUACGUGGUCCAGAAUCGAAUCAACAAUUUGGCUUUUUUGCUCUCCGGUGACAACAUGCUGGAGUUUGACCAUAAAAACAAAGGCAUGAAGAGGAAGGGGGAUCGUUACUCUGCACACACUUCUCUCAUAGUGGCUACCAUAAAGAAGUUGGUUCCUGUGGGACUCAGAGUUUGUUUUCCAUGCGACCAGAACCUUAUCAUGUUGGUGAAGAACUGCUAUUCUCAGAAUAACCUUGAAGAUGAGAUUCGGGAGCAUAUUUUGAGAUACCUCAAGCAUGUUUUUGGUCAGGCAUCAAACAGAGUCAGCCAUGGGAUUCUGUCUGCUGAUCUCCCAGCACAGCUUGAGGCCCCACCUGACACACAAAGGACUGUGGACAGGGUUCUAGAAAUAGCUCGGGUGCUUUAUUACCUGGAUCAGGUAGAGCACCCACAGAGAAGCAAAAAACCUGCUUGGAACAAAAUUUUAUCCAAACAAAGGAAACGUGCGGUGGUGGCUUGCCUGAGGAUGACUCCCCUCUACAAUUUGCCACUGCAUCGAGCUGUCAACCUUUUCCUGCAAGGUUACAACAGAUCUUGGAUAUCAACAGAGGGAAACGACUUGGUAGAAAUGCUUGUGGAGGAUUUAGCCAAGGGGCGAGUGACAAAACCGUGGGAAGGUGAGAAAAGGGAAGUAAAGGAGGUGGAAGAAGGCGCCAAGGCAAUUGAUCCUCUCCUUCAGCUCAUUAUGCUCUUCAGUCGAAGUGCGCUGACGGAAAGCAGCAAACUUGAUAAUGACAACCUCUACAAAAAUUAUGCUGCUAUUCUGGCUAAGAGCUGCCGCAGAGAGAGCCAAGAUGAUGCUGAGCAGGAAGUAGAAAGCUUUGAAGAGAAGGAGAUGGAAAAGCAAAAGCUGUUGUACCAACAGGCCAGGCUGCAUUGUCGUGGAGCCCCUGAAAUGGUCCUGCAAGCUAUUAGCGCUGGUCAUGGGACCAUGGGAUUCAUGAUUGGUCCUACUCUGAAGCUAGGUAUUGCUCUUCUUAAUGGAGGGAAUGCAACAGUUCAGCAGAAAAUGCUGGAUUAUCUAAGAGAGAAGCGCAAUGUUGGCUUUUUUCAGAGCAUGGCUGGACUCAUGCGGUCAUGUAGUGUUCUGGAUUUGAAUGCAUUUGAGAGGCAGAACAAAGCAGAGGGAUUAGGCAUGGCCACGGAUGAGAGCUCAGGAGAGAAGGUGAUGCCUGACAAGGACCUGACUUGUGACCUAUUUCGUUUCCUGCAGCUGCUCUGCGAAGGACACAAUUCUGAUUUCCAGAACUAUUUAAGAACGCAAACUGGGAACAACACCACAGUCAACAUGGUUAUAUCAACGGUUGACUAUUUACUCAGGGUACAGGAAUCGAUCAGUGAUUUCUACUGGUACUACUCAGGGAAAGACGUUAUUGAUCCUCUGGGUCAACACAACUUCUCCAAGGCCAUUGAAGUUGCCAAACAGGUCUUCAACACACUCACCGAGUAUAUACAGGGUCCGUGUAUUGGGAAUCAGCAGAGUCUGGCUCACAGUCGUCUGUGGGAUGCUGUCGUGGGAUUCCUCCAUGUCUUUGCUCACAUGCAGAUGAAGCUAUCUCAGGAUUCAAGGCAGAUAAAACUCCUAAAAGAACUCAUGGACUUACUGAAGGACAUGGUUGUGUUCCUCCUUUCUAUGUUGGAAGGCAAUGUUAUCAAUGGAACAAUUGGGAAGCAGAUGGUGGAUAUGUUGGUGGAGUCAUCAGCCAAUGUGGAAAUGGUCCUCAAGUUUUUCGACAUGUUCCUCAAACUAAAAGACCUGACUUCAUCUGAGGGCUUCAGAGAGUAUGACUCUGACUGUAAGGGCAGCAUAUGCAGGAAGGACUUCCAGAAAGCCAUGGAAAACUGCAAAUACUUCUCACAAGCCGAGAUCCACUUCCUCCUCUCUUGCAUUGAAGCAAAUGACAGUGAAAUCUUGGAAUACGAAACGUUUGUGGAUCGCUUCCAUGAGCCGGCGAAAGACAUCGGCUUCAGCAUCGCUGUUCUCCUCACCAAUUUGUCAGAGCACAUGCCCAAAGAGUCCAAGCUGAAGACAUUCAUGGAGCUCGCAGAAUGCGUCCUGACUUACUUUCAGCCCAGUCUUGGACGCAUUGAGAUUCUUGGCAGCGGGAAGCGCUUUGAACGGGUUUACUUUGAGAUCAGUGAAUACAGUCGCACGCAGUGGGAGAAGCCACAGGUGAAGGAAUCCAAGAGGCAGUUCAUUUUUGAUGUGGUCAAUAAGGGAGGAGACAAAGAUAAAAUGGAGAUGUUCGUCAACUUCUGUGAGGACACCAUUUUUGAGAUGCAACUUGCAGCCCAGAUAUCUGGAUCCAACUCUGGAGAGAAGUGCAACGGGAAAACAGAGUUGGAAAAGAGUGAGCUUGAAGAAUAUACAUCCCCAGAUUACAAGAGGUGGACUUUUAUUUACUAUUGGUGGGUGAUGUUGACUUGUGCCCUUUCUGGGAAAAACCUGAGAACACUGAUGAAGAUGACGCCAAAGGAUUUCCUCUUAGCAGCAGUUCGAUUCAUUAGAUUCAUUUGCGCGCUUCAGAUCCACUGCAUUUCUGCCGUCAUCUGUCGCAUCAUGUAUUUGCUGUACAUCACAUUUGUCAACAGUGGUCUCAUAGAGGCGGCAAAAAGAAUGAAAGUGUCAGACUUGCUUGGGGGUAUUCUUGAGCCAACUCUUGACGAGGUCAUGGAGGUGUCGAGCAGUGUGGAUCAACUGAGAAAGUACUCUGCUAGUUUCUCUUCCCAGAAAGAAUUGAGGGAGAUUGGGCAGAUGGCUUCAUUGACCUUUCCCAAGGAGGUGGACAUAUUGUCAGACAUAUUUGGUCUCAAGCUGAAGAAGGAGGGAGAUCAGUACAGACUUGUAACGCAAGAUCUCUCUGACAGUUUGACUGAUCUGUUCAGUUCAACUUCCAGAACAAUGAAUGACACGGAUGUUUCUGAGGAGCACCACACUUUGCAGUUUACAGACCACUUGGACAAAGAGAAAACAGAAGAUGAGAAAAUGGAGAACUUGCAGGAAAAAGAAUGGAAGAAAACUGAAAAGGAUCGUAGGAAUGCAAAAGAAGAGAAAAAACACGGAGCCAAGAAAUGUUCUAAUAUGUCAAAGGAACCACAGAGACAACAUUCUGCUGUCUGGGAGACGAUAAGCUCACAUAGCAAGAGACUUCUGAACUACUUUGCAAGAAAUUUUUAUAACAUGCGUCUGCUGGCAUUGUUUGUUGCUUUUGCAAUCAACUUCAUCCUUCUGUUCUAUAAGGUAGCAUUUUUGCCUGCAUCCAAAGAAAAACAGGUGACUACAUCGGCAUAUGGAAAAGAACUGCUCUCUGCUAUGACAAACACCAGCAAUGGCAAAGUUUAUUUUGUGCUUGAAGAAAGCAGUGGUUACAUGGAGCUGUGCCUCCAUUUCCUUUCCAUCGCACACACAAUCAUCUCAUUCUGCUGCAUUAUUGGUUACUACUGCCUGAAGGUGCCGUUGGUGAUCUUCAAACGUGAAAAGGAGGUGGCCAGAAGACUGGAGUUUGAUGGACUGUAUGUGACGCAGCAGCCUCCUGAGGAAGACAUUAAAGGGCAAUGGGACCGCCUGCUCAUCAAUACACUAUCGUUUCCCAGUAAUUAUUGGGAUAAAUUUGUGAAAAGGAAGGUGAUGGAUAAGUAUGGAGACUUUUAUGGCCGUAAGAAGAUCAGUGAACUGUUAGGUCUGGACCAAGCUGCUUUAGACUUCAGCACCAAGAGAAAAGAACAGAAGAGGCUCAGAAGAGACAGUGCCUGGAGUGUCCUAUUUAACUCCCUUGACGCAAAGUACCAGGUCUGGAAGCUAGGAGUGGUGUUCACUGACAACUCCUUCUUGUACUUGGCGUGGUACAUGACCAUGUCAGUUUUGGGUCAUUAUAACAACUUCUUCUUUGCUGCCCACCUUUUGGACAUCGCCAUGGGCUUUAAGACACUCCGUACCAUCCUUUCCUCCGUCACACACAAUGGAAAACAGCUGGUGCUGACUGUGGGUCUGUUGGCGGUCGUGGUGUAUCUCUACACCGUCAUAGCCUUCAAUUUCUUCAGAAAGUUUUACAACCACAGCCGUGGCAAGGAAACUGAAGAAAUGAAGUGCAAUGAUAUGCUUACUUGUUACAUGUUCCACAUGUACGUGGGAGUGCGAGCAGGUGGCGGGAUUGGUGACGAGAUCGAGGAUCCUGCUGGAGACGAGUUCGAAGUCGAACGGAUCGUCUUUGAUAUUACGUUUUUCUUUUUUGUCAUUGUCAUCCUGCUCGCCAUUAUCCAGGGCUUAAUAAUUGAUGCCUUUGGUGAGCUUCGAGACCAGCAGGAGCAGGUGAAGGAGGACAUGGAGACCAAAUGUUUCAUAUGUGGAAUAGGAAGCGAGUACUUUGACAAGAUUCCUCACGGCUUUGAGACUCACACUCUGCAGGAGCACAACUUGGCCAACUAUCUAUUUUUCCUGAUGUAUCUUAUUAACAAGGAUGAAACUGAACACACGGGACAGGAAUCCUACGUGUGGAAAAUGUACCAGGAGCGUUGCUGGGAAUUCUUUCCUGUGGGAGACUGUUUCCGUAAGCAGUAUGAGGAUCAACUCGGCUGACAGAACAUCCAAGAGGUCAAAAGCCUCCCAACAUAGUGUUAUUGCACGGGAGCCACAUUGCUUGUUGCCUUUUGACUCAGUAAAUUACCUUAAAUUUGCCUGUUUAUGUUAAUCUGAUAUUAGUUUUUGGAGUGAUUUAUUUUUCCCCAAACAGACUGAACUCUGAUCUGACAUUGAAUAAAUGACUCGGAAUCAAAAGAAUGACAACCGCUUGUUUAUGUUCUGAUCUAAAAUAAUGUGAUUUUUGCUUGGCGAGUCUUGUGGGUCAGAACCUACUCAUUUCAGAUGUUUAUGUCCCCAGAUGUGUUCAGAGUGAUGUGACUGGACUCGUUAUUUCACACAGUCGAGACUGGCAUUCCAAAUUCAUGGCCAGGGCAAUCAUUUCUGGCUUAAAACAUCUCUUGUUUUCUGAAUAAAUUGUUUUGUCUCACGGUUUGAUAACCAUUCCCUCUGUGGGGUACCCACAGAUAAACAAUGUCCCUUCUGGCUCUUACUGUUUUUAACCUAUGCUGUUGUGAAACUCCCUCUCCUGUCUCUUCAGGAUCGCUCCGCUCCUCCUGUGAUCACUUCUAAUCCUUCCUGCCUUUUCCCUCCUGCGCUCUCUUCAUCCCUCAGAUUCACCUAUUUUCCCAUCUUAUUACCAGCUACAUUGUCGGUUGCUGUCAGAUGUCUCCUGGCUCAGCUCAAAGCUCUGUUGUCGAAAUAGAUUAUCAGCCUUAAUGAUGAGUUGGAUGGAUUUCUCUAAUGACCAGAAAAAAACAAACAAGAUUUGUGGAUUUCAUGGGUGUAACCCAUUGACUAAAAUAGUCUUACAGAUUUUGUUAAACAGCUGAAACACAUCGAGUUCAACAGCAGGAUGACAGCUGCAGGAGGGCCACCCACAAACUCUGUCCUCAUUAUGCAAGUGUCAAACACUGAGCCUACAAUACUAUGCAUACUGAUAUCUGAUGCUUUUAAGUGUAUAUCCGCAACAAUCAUUCAAAGAUUGACCAGGAAAUGAGCUGAGAAAAAAAAAGCUUUUUUUAAAAUUUAUUUUCAGCUACAUAAUUUACAACCAGAACCCUUUGUAAUCCACUUGCGACUGCAGUAAUAACACAAAUGAGUUUUCACCUUCCCAUCUAAAAAUCAAAAUAGACCCAUCUAAGAUUGUUUAGAGUAAAUUUUCAAAUGGGAGAUGUAAGAACAAGUUGUAGUUUACCUGUUUUUAUCUACAGUGUUUUAUGAAGACAUUCUGUAACAUGUUUUUUUUUUCUCUGUAGAAUACAAUGUUUUUAUUGUCACUAUAUACAUGUACAAUGAGAUUCAAAACUCCAGUUUCAGGGAAAACAUCUAAAAUAGAAAAAUAAAUAUGAUGCCA